Messenger RNA from Eleginops maclovinus (Patagonian blennie), 2100 nucleotides. It is a transcript of the gene atat1, whose product is annotated as alpha tubulin acetyltransferase 1. Gene Ontology annotation, cellular component: microtubule. The transcript is spliced from 12 exons. Lineage: Eukaryota; Metazoa; Chordata; Actinopteri; Perciformes; Eleginopidae. Bases 290 to 1561 code for a protein of 423 amino acids. Gene Ontology annotation, molecular function: tubulin N-acetyltransferase activity. The record is from RefSeq and is a predicted model, not a curated record. Gene Ontology annotation, biological process: alpha-tubulin acetylation.
AGCUGCAGUGACAUGUAAAUAGCCGGUGCUUGUUCUUGCAACUCACAUCAUUUAGAGCAACUCAGAUUCAGACAAUGCGCAGUUUUAAUACUGUUGUCUUCGGAAUGCUAGCAGCUAGCUUAUUGUUGUUUUUGCAUUAAUGAAUUAUCUUUCUGAGAUAGCAUACAGCCCGUUUGGUUAGUUAGCUCGCUAGCUAGCAAAGCACCUGCUUGAGCCCUCCAGCUGCUGGCAUUGUUUCAUCUGCUAACCUGGAUAUCACGGUCCGGCGUGUCUAUAUCUGUGAGAUAUAAUGGAGUUUCCUUUUAGUAUCAACCAGUUAUUUCCUGAGAGGGUCUCCAUCUUGGACCAGACCCUUGUUGCAGGACGUAAAACAACAGGAGCGCCCCAUCUUCAGGCAAACAUAGAAACAGUUAUUGAUGAGCUUGGGAGAGCCUCAGCAAAGGCCCAGCAGCUCCCAGCCUCUAUAACCAGUGCUUCCAAGCUGCAGUCCCAGAGGCACCAGCUCUACCUGCUGAAGGACGGAGAGAGCAAUGGAGGCCGUGGUGUUGUCGUGGGGUUUCUCAAGGUCGGCUACAAAAAGUUAUUUCUACUUGACCAUCAGGGUUCACACGUGGAGGCAGAGCCACUGUGUAUUCUGGAUUUCUACAUAGCAGAGAACCUGCAGCGAUAUGGCCACGGCAGGGAGCUCUUUGAUUUCAUGCUGCAGCACAAGAAGUUAGAGCCCGUCCUGAUGGCUUACGACAGGCCGUCGCCCAAGUUCCUGUCAUUCCUGGCAAAGCAUUACUGCCUGACACCCAGUGUCCCUCAGGCCAAUAACUUUGUGGUGUUUGAGGGCUUCUUCGUCAACAGAUCAGGCUCACCCUCCUCUCCUCUGCCGGAUCAGGGGAUGUUCAGCUUUUUUGGCCCAGCUGAGAAAGGUUCCCCUAAAAAAGCCGGACGGAGAGAUCAAGCCCUACUCUUUAAUGGAGAGAGAAGUGGUACAUCAGGAGCAGCGGGCUCGUCCGUGGCCAUUUGCUCCGCCUCACUCCCCGCUGCGGUCGGUAUCCUCCCAGUGCUCCCACUCCCUGAGCGUGGGGUCCUCCCCCAGCAGGGCCCGCCCACAGGCCGCACCAGUUUCUGCCCUUGGGCGCAACAGGGACCAGAGCCCACAGUCCCCCCUCAUCGAGCGAUGCAGGGAAAGACGCAGCAGCCAGCAGGGCGGGGGGGCCACAUGCAGCCUAUACAGGGGGACCCUGGACAGCAGAGCAUCUCGACUGCUGGACAGACCUUCCCCAGGUCCAAGCCUCUCUCACUGCCUCCUCUGUUCGCAUCCAAGAAGCACCUCACCUCCUCCGUCUACAGAGAGACUCAGCUGGGUGGAGGUGCUGCAGCCCAGGGUGCUGAGGAGGAGCUCCGGGUGUGGGACAGUCGGCAGCGUGCACCACAAGGCAUGUUGUUCAACCAGAGACGCUUGUUGGAGCAGGAGAGCCGGGCGGGAUGGUGGUGCUCUGCAGGAGAGAGCUGCUACAGCGCACAGUGGGUGAAGCAGAAGCAGGAGCACAGGAGCACCCGGCCCUGGUGAACACCAGGUGGGCACGCUCUCAUAAGAGGGAUUAUUGACUUACUCUGUAGUAAUUUACCCAACGUGCCAUGGGCCAAAUAUGGACGUGUUACUACAAAAGCCAUGGGACAGGACCAUCCAAAAUGAUUUGGAAGUGUUUAAAGUGAUAACAGAGCAGCAGUGUUGAAGGGGAAUAAGAAGCAGUUACCGUAGUGAGGUCAUUAAGGUUAUCCAAUCACAUUCCCAGCAUUCUUAGCAGCACCAGGCUCAGCUGUACUCUCCAGGGGCCAGAUUAAUAAUUAUGUGGGUUAACCUCUAAAACUGUGUACGCACAAAGACAGAAACAUGCUUCAAAAAAGGUUCAUAUUGCUUCUGCUAAGAAAUAUAGUCCAUUCCAUUUCGUAGAAACGGCUGAACGGCACCUUCAGCAGAAUAACUUUAAAUGACGGCAGCACUGAUCAAGGUUUACUGUAACUUUCCAAGGUGUUCACAUUUUAUUUUCCAUUAACACUGUAGAGCCCACCAUGAUCCUGUUAGUGUUUCCUUCCUGUCUGUCUUCU